Aspergillus welwitschiae is the source of this 1573-nucleotide messenger RNA. RefSeq names its product putative ER-associated proteolytic system protein Der1 (gene derA). Gene Ontology annotation, molecular function: misfolded protein binding; ubiquitin-specific protease binding. NCBI's taxonomy places the organism in Eukaryota, Fungi, Ascomycota, Eurotiomycetes, Eurotiales, Aspergillaceae. Gene Ontology annotation, cellular component: Hrd1p ubiquitin ligase ERAD-L complex; endoplasmic reticulum membrane. The transcript is spliced from 2 exons. Gene Ontology annotation, biological process: endoplasmic reticulum unfolded protein response. The record is from RefSeq and is a predicted model, not a curated record. The coding region runs from base 197 to 937 and encodes 246 amino acids.
CAGUUAUUUAGUGGUGAUUCGGCAUCAUCCCCUUAUCGAUCAUACUCGCCCGUCUUCUCUCGAGUCCUUAAACGCCAAAAGACGACUGUCUGCAUCCUCUCUAUUUCGCUUAUCGCUUCGUCGCAUCGUACCCGCCACCCGAGCAACCUCCCCCCUAAGUUAAUCCCAACGUUCGCAACUCUACUACCCAUCAAUUAUGGCCGCCAUCUGGGGUAACGGCGGGCAGGCUGGCCAGUUCCCGCUGGAGCAAUGGUUCUAUGAAAUGCCCCCUGUAACUCGAUGGUGGACAGCAGCCACCGUUGCCACUUCAGUCUUGGUUCAAUGUCACGUCCUCACCCCAUUCCAGCUGUUUUAUAGCUUCCGCGCAGUUUAUGUUAAGUCUCAGUAUUGGCGUCUGUUCACAACCUUCCUAUACUUCGGACCACUCAAUCUCGACUUACUAUUUCAUGUGUUCUUCUUGCAGCGAUACUCGCGCCUCUUGGAGGAAUCAUCGGGGCGAUCGCCGGCCCACUUCUCGUGGCUUCUGUUCUACGCCAUGGCCUCUCUCCUCGUCCUCUCGCCAUUUCUCUCCCUUCCAUUCCUGGGCACGGCUCUCUCUUCCAGUCUGGUCUACAUCUGGAGUCGUCGCAACCCGGAAACUCGCCUCAGCUUCCUAGGAAUGCUGGUCUUCACCGCCCCCUAUCUCCCCUGGGUUCUGAUGGCAUUCAGCCUGGUCGUCCAUGGCAUCGUGCCCAAGGAUGAAAUCUGCGGCGUUGUCGUCGGCCACGUCUGGUACUUCUUCAACGAUGUUUACCCUUCGCUUCACGGUGGUCACCGUCCUUUCGAUCCUCCUAUGUGGUGGGUGCGUCUGUUUGAGUCAGGGCCCGGGGAACGAGGCACCGACGCUGCCAACGUCAACGGGGAAUUCGCCGCUGCUGCUGCACCCGAAGUUCGGUGAGCUAUUUGUGCACCCCACUGGGGCAUUUACUGCAUGGCGAUGCAAAGAAUCGUCCGCGUAAUCGCUCUGGAAACGUCAGCAUAUACGUGUGUACUGCCAACUACUCGCGCCGACACGCGCGAAGCAUGAGAAGUUAAUACUGUCAGGAUAUAAGCAAGGAUCACGGCGGCAGACUUGAUAGGAUUUCUUAUCGUGUGGCUUGUUUGGUCCAGGGAGAGUCAUUUGAUCUGGCCCCACGCCGCCGUGGCUGAUUGCGCUCUGGCCUCCUAUCAGAAAUGCCGCAAGGAUAAGACCGUCAGAGUCCCCGAGUAUCAAUAUCCGAGAGGCAGAGCAAUCAACUUAUUUCGCCAACCAGUGGAAGGAGUUGGGAUCACUUGUGGGGAAGAUGUGCAAGAAAGGAAGAGAGGAGUAUCAUCAAGGCCAUAGCGGGCGCUCUGUCUGCGGGAGUUAGUAACAGGCGUGUCUGUAAGAGAGACAGACUAUCAUGGCGAUCAAUCAGCUAGUAGUUCAAUGAAUAUACCCAAGUCAUGUUUUUAGCUGAUAAUUUACAUUGUGCGAGAGGGGAGAAGGGGGCCGUGAACGCAUGGACGCAUGAGGCUGCUCUCCCAUAUGCAGUAGGAAUAUCGUAGCAUCCCA